Molecule: messenger RNA, 1065 nt
Organism: [Torrubiella] hemipterigena
Lineage: Eukaryota; Fungi; Ascomycota; Sordariomycetes; Hypocreales; Clavicipitaceae
Source: the annotation of a GenBank genome assembly
AUGCCUCAAAUAGCUGCUGCGACAGCGCGUUGUCAGCUGGCAAAUCGCACCUGCCCAACAAGCCUGUCCAAGACAAUUCUCCAAAUCGUAAUCCCGACUCUGCCCGCCAUGGAGGCCCCUCUCCAUACAACGCCCUUGCUGAACGCCAUCAACGGUCUCCCAGGACCCAACGUCCUCCAAGAUCAUCCCCCCUUUCUUAGAGCCUGUCAUUCACCAUGGCGGUUUAUCCCUCAACAUAUUCUCGUCAUCCUGCGCGGAACUGUCCUUGCCUAUCUCUUCGCCGUCGGCCUCAUGAUCUGCCACUUCAAGAUUUUCGACGAAACAACAGACCACUCCAAAUGGGCGCUCUUUUUCCAUUUCGGCAUGAUGAGCUUUGGAUUCACCCUAUUCUAUCACCUGACAACAUUUUCCUGGACCUAUACGCAUCUCUACCAUCCCAACGCCAAUGAAACAGAAGGUGUCGUGGAAAGGGGCAUUAUUCGGGCCAUGUCUCUGCCCAAGAACAUGGGAAGCUUGCGCAAGCAAUUUUACUUUACCUUGUUUCACACGAUUACUUGCGUCUCUGGUUUUAUCAGUUGGGCCGUCUAUUGGCUCAUCACACGUCAGUAUAUCGUUGUUGCCGGGAGCGCAGCAGAUGAAUCUGUUCCAAACGGCUUACUUGGCACGCCAUUCAGCGACUUGUUUGGUGAAGGAUGGUUUCCUGUAUUUGUCAUCUCCAAUCUUUACGGUGCACCUUCCAUAACGAUGAUCAUUGAGACGAUGUUUUUCAACAGCAUCAAGAGGCCCUUUGCUGUCGGUCGCCAUGUUUUCGGCCUCAUGGCGUUCAACGUUCUAUAUCUGCUCUGGGGUCAAAUCGGCAAGGCCGUUUCUGGCUGCUAUCCCUACUUUUGGAUGGACGCAUCCAAGGUGGGCUCUCUAGAAGCCGUUACGGCCUACAGUAUUGGUUUCGUUUUGCUGGCGCCGAUAAUGUUUGUUGUGAUGCAAGGUUUUGUUGCUGCUCGAGAACGACUUACACGCAACAACAGCCCCGCGCGCACGAUUGUCCGUCAGGUGCUUGAUCGAUGA